This is a messenger RNA of Pseudocercospora fijiensis CIRAD86, 849 nucleotides long. RefSeq lists its product as uncharacterized. The record is from RefSeq and is a predicted model, not a curated record. The transcript is spliced from 2 exons. The annotation marks the transcript as partial. NCBI's taxonomy places the organism in Eukaryota, Fungi, Ascomycota, Dothideomycetes, Mycosphaerellales, Mycosphaerellaceae.
ACGCCACCACCAUUACCACCGCCAGCUUUACCUCUGAAUCUCAAAAACCAUAAAAUAGCGAUCGCUUGUAAUUGGAUCCCGAUCAUUUUCUCGGGAGGAUUUCUCCCACUCGUCUUCUACUUCCCCCUGCACUACACCACAACCCUCAACCUUCGCUACAUCCUCACAAUCCCUUUGGUCCUGACAGCAAUCACAACCCUCUUCUCCCUCGCCUCGAGAAUCUAUAGUCUGGCGAAACCCGGAUCGAAAUGUCGCCCUCUUCAUCCCAAAAAUCAUGAUGAGAUUAAUACUACCAACUGGGACUUUUGGACCUUGGAUUUCUUCACGUACAACUACCUCUUUGGAUUUUUCCUCGUGACAAUCCUCAUCUCCAUCGGAAUCGGGAUUUCAGCGACGAAACUCCGAAUCGUGGCUUUGCCGUUGAGUGUUUUGGUGUUGUAUAUCUGUGCGGAGAUGGUGAUGGCGGAAAUCGGGAUUUGGGCGAAGUGGAAGGCGCCGUUUUGGAUUUCUUCGAUUCCGAAAGGGGGCGUGUUGAGGCCUGCGGUGUUUGUGAUUGUGGAGGAUGUGGUGGCGGUGGAGGGGAAGGGGGGGAGGGAGUGGAGAGAGGUUUGGGGGAAGAGGUACGAGGCUGAUGAGGAGAUGAGGAGGUUUUUGGGGGAGAUGGAUUUUGUUUGGGGGGUGAGUGGGUUGGGUUUGGUGGGUGGGAUUUGGGGGGUUGUGUUUGGAGUGAGCAAUUCUGAGGUGGGGUUUGUGGUUGGGUGGAUUGCGCCUUGGGUUUGGGCGGGAGGGUUGACGGGGUUGACGAUUUGGAGGGCGAAGGGAAUGUUGGGGAGGAGUAGAAGAAGGUAU